This is a messenger RNA of Scleropages formosus (Asian bonytongue), 3658 nucleotides long. It is a transcript of the gene uba7, whose product is annotated as ubiquitin-like modifier activating enzyme 7. Gene Ontology annotation, cellular component: cytoplasm; nucleus; SUMO activating enzyme complex. Gene Ontology annotation, biological process: protein ubiquitination; ubiquitin-dependent protein catabolic process; DNA damage response. The transcript is spliced from 25 exons. The coding region runs from base 216 to 3251 and encodes 1011 amino acids. NCBI's taxonomy places the organism in Eukaryota, Metazoa, Chordata, Actinopteri, Osteoglossiformes, Osteoglossidae. Gene Ontology annotation, molecular function: ubiquitin activating enzyme activity; SUMO activating enzyme activity. The record is from RefSeq and is a predicted model, not a curated record.
GUCAGUCACUCGUACUCCGGCUCAAUACGGCGUUUCUGUCAUUCGGCAUUUCCGCUUGUCUUCACGUUUUCCUCACACUGUCGUCGACUGGCGGUGAUCGGCGUUCAGAAAAGGUAUCGGAGAGCACUACUUCCUGCGAGUCCGAGCAGCUUGUCCAGCUGCAGCACCCCUGAGGCUCGGUUCUGCUCUGUCCGUGGAUCAGCGCGAGGAAGAACAUGUCUCAGGUCUCUGACAUCGACGAAAGCCUUUAUUCUCGGCAGCUGUAUGUGCUGGGCCAUGAGGCCAUGCAUCACAUGAAGAAGGCAGAUGUGCUCAUUGCAGGGAUGAGGGGACUUGGAGUGGAGAUAGCCAAAAAUGUAAUAUUGGCAGGCGUCAAGUCUGUCACAGUUCAGGAUGAGGGUAUCGCCAGCUGGGAAGACUUGUCAUCUCAGUUCUACCUGGAGGAAUCCAGUAUCGGUCAGAACAGGGCCCAGUGUUCCCUUUCCAAGCUGUUAAAACUCAACCCUUAUGUGACCGUGUCCGCCCACACUGGCCCACUGCAUGAGAACUUACUGGCCCAGUUCCAGGUGGUUGUACUCACAAACUCUUCGCUCGAUGAGCAGCGUAAAAUAGGAAAGUAUUGUCACUCCAGUGGUAUCCAGUUCAUCACUGCUGACACCAAAGGAUUGUGUGGGCAGAUUUUCUGUGAUUUUGGAGAACAGUUUGAAGUUGCAGACUGGAAUGGGGUGCCGCCUGUGUUUGCCACGAUCGACCAUAUCUCCAGGGGAAAUCCUGGCAUAGUCACGUGCACAGACAAACAUGAAUUUCAAGAUGGAGACUUUGUCGCUUUUUCGGAAGUUCUUGGCAUGACAGAGCUCAACAGCUGUGGACAAGUGGAGAUAAAAGUCCUAGAGCCUUACACCUUCAGUAUUUGCGACACCUCGCUCUUCUCAGAAUAUGAAAAAGGUGGAGUUGCUACAGAGGUGAAAAUGCCAAAGAUGUUCCAUUUUCAAGCACUGCAUGAUGCCAUCUCCAACCCUCAGAUGGUCAUGACAGGCUAUGGGAAAACGAACAAGCAUCACACACUCCAUCUGGCUUUCCAAGCUUUGCAUUGCUUUGUGAAGCGUGCCGGACGACUGCCCAAACCCAGGGAUCAGGCAGAUGCCAAAAUGCUGCUCGCUAUGAUGAGGGAGCUGAAAAGUGAAGCCCAGCUAGAGCUAGAUGAAGACAUUGUGCGGAAGUUCGCUUUCACUGCUCAGGGAAACCUGGGCCCAGUUAACUCAUUCAUUGGAGGACUGGCUGCACAGGAGGUAUUGAAGGCCAGCAGCAGGAAGUUCACUCCUGUGCAGCAGUGGUUGUACUUUGAUGCCUUGGAGUGUCUGCCUGAGGAAGAGGAAGAGAAAGAGGAAGUGCGAUUGCUGACAGAGCACAACUUUGCGCCGACUGGGAGUCGGUAUGAUGGACAGAUUGCAGUGUUUGGCAAAGCCUUCCAGGAGAAGCUUGGAAAGCAGAAGUACUUUUUGGUAGGAACAGGGGCAAUUGGCUGCGAGCUGCUGAAAAACUUUGCUCUUAUUGGCUUGGGUGCUGCAGAAGACGGACACAUCACUGUGACAGACAUGGACUCGAUCGAGAAAUCAAAUCUAAAUCGACAGUUUCUCUUCACUUCUGAAGACAUUGGAAGGCUGAAAUCUGAGACUGCGAUGCAGGCCAUCCUGAAAAUGAACCCAUCCAUGCAUAUAACAGCACACCAGAACAGAGUGGAUCCAGAAAGCGAGGAAGUCUAUGGAAACAAGUUUUUCUCCAGUUUGGAUGGAGUCGCUGCUGCUUUGGACAACCUAGAAGCAAGAGUAUAUCUAGAUGGUCGCUGUGUCCAGCAUCAGAAGCCUUUGUUGGAAGGGGGGACCCUGGGUACCAGAGGUCAUACCACAGUCGUUGUGCCCUUCCUCACGGACUCCUAUGGGGUGCCUGGAUCCUCUCUCCAGAAAGCCAUUCCUUUGUGCACUCUAAAGAACUUCCCAUACCUCAUCGAGCACACCCUCCAGUGGGCCAGAGACGAGUUUGAAGGGCUCUUCAAACAAGUUCCAGAAAAUGUGAACCAGUACCUCACUGAUCAUGAGUUCCUGCAAAGAACUCUGGAGCGGGGAGAGGCCGGGGCACUGGAAGUCCUGGCACAGCUACAUGGCAGUGUUGGCAGCCAGCGUCCAGCCGUUUGGGAGGACUGUGUGACGUGGGCCCGUCUCCGAUGGGAGAUCCUCUACAACAAUGACAUCCGUCAGCUACUGCACUGCUUUCCCCCACACCAGAUGACAAGCUCUGGUUUGCCUUUCUGGUCUGGCCAAAAGAAGUGUCCACAUCCCUUGACCUUUAGUCCAAACAAUGCCACCCAUAUGGAUUACAUCAUAGCAGCAGCAAACCUCUAUGCACAGAUUUAUAAGAUCAAGGGAACACGAGACCGUAACACCAUCAGGGAAGUCCUUGAAAAGGUCCAUGUGCCUUCCUUCACGCCCAAGUCUGGCGUAAAAAUCCAUGUCACGGACCAGGACAUGGAGAAAGACAAGGAAAAUGUUGACACAGCCCACCUGCUGAAGCUAAAGAAUGAGCUGGCCUCCACUCCAGGGAACAGCACCACUCUCAGGAUGCACCCCAUUGAGUUUGAGAAGGAUGAUGAUACAAAUUUCCACAUGGACUUCAUUGUGGCUGCCUCGAACCUGAGAGCCGAAAACUAUGGCAUCCCCCCUGCUGACCGACUCAAGAGUAAGCUGGUCGCUGGGCGAAUCAUCCCAGCCAUUGCCACGACCACAGCUGCAGUGGCAGGACUCAUGUGCCUGGAGCUCUACAAAUUGGUCCAGGGUCACCGAAGGAUUGAAUUGUACCGCCCAGCCUUCCUCAACCUGGCAGUCCAGACGUGUGUCUUCUACCAGCCCCUCGCACCCCAACUUUUCACAGUAGCAGGAAAAAAAUACUCCUUGUGGAAUCAGUUCCCUGUCCAAGGGAGGUGCAAUGGCCAGGAGGAGAUGACCUUGAAGGAGCUCAUUGAACAGAUCAAGAAAGAGCAUAACCUGGAAGUAACUCAUCUCUUCUAUGGGAAAGCCCUUUUGUAUAGCUCUGGGUCCGAGCACCAGGAAAGGCUGAAUCAAAGGGUGUCUGAUGUGGUGCAGACAGUCACCAAGGUCCAGAUUCCUCAGCAUCAGCGGGUCCUGGAAUUCUACCCUUCAUUUGCUGAAGAUGAGGACUGUGAGAAAGUUCCACCCAUCAGGUACCAGUGGAGAUGAACUCAAGUCCAGCUCAAGUGUCAUCUAAGAAGACUGGACCACGAAACUCUGCACUUUAUUACAUUUUGGGUCUUACAAAGCCAAUCCAUCUAGAAAAUGUGGAACAGCAAAGAACCAGCACUUAAUGCCUCAAGGCAUUUUCAUUUUCAGACUAUAUUUUAUUGCACAUUUUAAAAUACGAAUUAGAAGCACAUGAUGUCAACCUAAUGAGAAAGCUUACUUUUAUGCUACUGAAACAUAAUCAUAUUAUAAAUAAAUUGGUGCAUGUGAGUAUGUAUAAUUAGCAGUGUAAGUGAACAGUGCGACGAUUUAAAAUAAGAAUGUUUACAUAAAGCAUCGUUAAGCAUUGUCGCUUUGUGUGUCAAUGUUGUGAGUCACAUGCUGGGAAUGGUAUUAAAUUUGAUUAC